UAACAUACACCUCUCCUCGUCUUAGGACUUCUGCAUAACAAAAUCUCUAUCUCACACGCUCAAAACCCUAACCCUCUGUUCCUCACCAAGUUCGAAUUUUUCAAUCAGGGUCAUUUCUGAUUACAUUUAAAUUUUCAGGUGGAUGCUUUAUAAUGUUCUAAGAGUAAUUAGAUGCUUCUAUCAAUCCCAGCACGCCUGUAGUGUGCUCACUAUAGCUCAUAGUCUCCGUCAGUCAGGAAUUUUCAGCACUAUGAGAGAAGUCAACAUAAAAGGUGCCUCUGGUUUAUGUACUCUUGUAUCUGAUGGACAAUCUGAAAUCCCUCAAUCUGUAUCAGAUAGUGAGAACAUGGGAAAGUCAUUCUUUAGUGUACAAUCCACCCCUGAAAUUGAAAAGAAGUAUGUCCAUCAUGUUUAUGAUGCUAUUGCUCCUCAUUUCAGUUCCACCCGGUUUGCUAAGUGGCCAAAAGUUGCUACCUUUUUAUCAUCUUUGCCUUCAGGAUCUCUCGUCCUGGAUGCGGGAUGUGGCAAUGGUAAGUACUUGGGUUUGAAUCCUGAUUGCUUUUUCAUAGGAUGUGAUAUAAGUGCCCCCCUUAUCAAAAUCUGUGCUGAUAGAGGGCAUGAGGUUCUGGUUGCAGAUGCUAUAAAUCUUCCAUAUAGAACUGAUUUUGGUGAUGCAGCGAUCUCUAUUGCCGUAUUACAUCAUCUAAGUACAGAGAUUAGGAGAAAAAGAGCAAUUGAAGAAUUAGUUAGAGUUGUCAAAAAGGGUGGCCUAGUUCUGAUAACAGUUUGGGCUGUAGAACAAGAGGAUAGAUCAUUGCUUGCCAAAUGGACUCCACUUUCAGAAAAGUAUGUUGAAGAGUGGAUAGGACCAGGUAGUCCUCUUGCUCGUAGUCCGUCAUCCUUGCCAUUAGAAAGCAUCCCUGAAAAUGAGGAUAAUGGUUCGAGAGACCAUAUAGAAGAUUCCAUGGAGAAGAUGCAUGAAACUCCACAUCUAACCUCUGAAAGUAAAUAUGAUUCACUGUCCCUUAAGCAUGAAAAGAAUACCAAGAAUCAACAAGAGUAUUUUGUUCCUUGGCACUUGCCUUAUCAUCGUGCUGAAGUAAGUGGUGCUUCUGCUUGUGCUCUUGCAAAUGGUCUUGCAAAGAAAGAUGAUAAAAAGGGUGCUGUAGUGUACAACAGAUAUUACCAUGUUUUCAGUGAAGGCGAGCUUGAAAGGUUAGCAUCUGGUAUCGACAAUGCAGUAAUUGUUGAUCAAUUUUAUGACAAAUCAAACUGGUGCAUCAUUCUUGAGAAAAUAUUAUGACCCAUCAAACAUGCUGUCAUGCUGAGACGGGGGUAAGGAUCUAAAUGGAUCAUUUAUUAAUGUGGGAAACGGUUGAUCUUUUCUGGAAGGGGAUGGCCUCUGCAAACUCUCGCACUGCUCAGAAAUGGCCCCAUGUGCACCUACCAGAGGAAGUUAGGUGUUAAGAUGGUAAGAGCACUGAUUAUUUCAUUUAUGGUGAACUCUUGGCCUCGUGUAAGGUGGCGAAACACUGGCUUUCUGUUUGUGUUUGUGUGUGGUUGAGAGGUGUUUUAUGUUUAUCCCUUUGGGGAGAGGGAGAGAGAGAGCAGAUUGAAGGGAAUUAUGCAUGGGGCUUCAAAGAAAUAUCAUGCAUCAUGUGUUCACGUCAAAUAAAAAAUGUACCAAUUACUAUCGAAUGAUGAGCCUUUUUUUUUUUCCAGAAAGUUGCUCAU
Messenger RNA from Corylus avellana, 1734 nucleotides. RefSeq names its product S-adenosyl-L-methionine-dependent methyltransferases superfamily protein. The record is from RefSeq and is a predicted model, not a curated record. Lineage: Eukaryota; Viridiplantae; Streptophyta; Magnoliopsida; Fagales; Betulaceae. Gene Ontology annotation, cellular component: cytoplasm; nucleus. Gene Ontology annotation, molecular function: tRNA (5-carboxymethyluridine(34)-5-O)-methyltransferase activity; S-adenosylmethionine-dependent methyltransferase activity; tRNA binding. Gene Ontology annotation, biological process: tRNA wobble uridine modification; tRNA methylation.